UUGCGUACCAUAGUACAGUGCGAACCGAUACAAGUGAUGUGUUAAAAGGUGUCACCGUUACGCGAGUGCAGUGCAAUAUUACAAACAUUAUGACAAAGGAUUAAUACAAUUUUUUCACUGCAGGUCAAAGGCUUUCAUGAUCGGCCACUAUGGUUAUUGUGACACGGGGUGACUACAUCUGGAUCGAACCGACGCCCGGCAAUGAAUUCGACGUGGCGAUCGGCGCCCGCGUCGUCUCCGCCGAGGGGCGACGGAUCGCCGUCCGCGACGACGACGGCGAGGAGCAAUGGCUGUCGCCUGACAGACGCAUCAAGGCGAUGCACGCCACCUCCAUACACGGCGUCGAGGACAUGAUUGGACUCGGGGACCUGCACGAAGCUGGCAUCCUUAGGAACCUUCACAUCAGAUACAAUGAGAACCUCAUCUACACUUACACUGGUUCCAUUCUGGUGGCCGUCAACCCCUACCAAAUCCUUCCAAUCUACACAGCCGAACAAAUCAAACUGUAUAAAGAACGUAAAAUCGGUGAACUACCUCCACAUAUUUUCGCAAUCGGUGACAAUUCCUAUGGUAACAUGAGAAGAUACGGCCAGGAUCAAUGUAUAGUCAUCUCAGGAGAAUCAGGUGCUGGAAAGACUGAAAGUACAAAACUAAUCCUCCAAUACUUGGCCGCCAUCAGCGGCAAACACUCUUGGAUCGAGCAGCAAAUCCUCGAAGCCAAUCCAAUAUUGGAAGCAUUCGGAAACGCCAAGACUGUCCGAAACGACAAUAGCUCACGUUUCGGCAAAUACAUAGACAUUCACUUCAACUCAAACGGUGUUAUUGAAGGUGCUAAAAUAGAGCAGUACUUGUUGGAGAAGAGUAGGAUAGUCUCCCAGAAUCCAGACGAAAGGAACUACCACAUAUUUUACUGUCUGUUGGCUGGACUGGGCAAGGAAGAGAAGAAAAAACUUGAACUAGGUGAUGCCAGCCAAUACAGAUAUCUGACUGGUGGGGGCAGCAUCACUUGCGAAGGCAGAGACGACACCGCCGAGUUUGCAGACAUACGUAGUGCCAUGAAAGUACUCCUGUUCUCCGACCAAGAGAUCUGGGAAAUAAUGAAGCUGCUGGCCGCCUUGUUGCACAUAGGAAAUAUCAAAUACAAGGCCACAGUGGUGGAUAACUUGGAUGCAACUGAAAUUCCCGACCCCACCAAUGUGAAUAGAGUAGCCAAUUUGCUCGGGGUUCCCCCACAACCUCUCAUAGACGCCUUAACUAGGAAGACACUUUUUGCUCACGGAGAGACUGUGGUUUCCACCUUAUCCCGAGAACAAAGUGUCGACGUUAGGGACGCGUUUGUUAAAGGAAUUUACGGCAGGAUGUUCGUGUUGAUAGUCAAGAAAAUCAACGCCGCAAUUUACAGACCAAAAGAACGACAGAGAAGUUCAAUAGGAGUACUGGAUAUCUUCGGUUUUGAAAACUUCAAUCACAAUAGCUUCGAACAGUUUUGUAUUAAUUAUGCCAACGAAAAUCUACAACAGUUCUUCGUUAGGCACAUUUUUAAGUUAGAACAGGAGGAGUAUAAUCUUGAAGGCAUCAAUUGGCAACACAUCGAGUUUGUUGAUAAUCAAGACUCUUUAGACUUAAUUGCCAUAAAACAAUUAAACAUCAUGGCCUUAAUCGAUGAAGAAAGUAAGUUCCCGAAAGGCACUGACCAAACCAUGUUGGCUAAGAUACACAAAACCCACGGAAAUCACAGGAACUACCUCAAACCUAAAUCAGACAUCAAUACUAGCUUUGGUCUUAACCACUUUGCUGGAGUUGUAUUCUAUGACACCAGAGGGUUCCUGGAAAAAAAUCGUGACACCUUCAGUGGCGACCUAUUGCAAUUAAUCACAAUAAGCAAAAACACCUUCCUGCAACAAAUAUUCGCCGAGGACAUCGGCAUGGGAUCCGAAACCAGAAAACGGGCACCAACCCUAUCUACGCAGUUCAAAAAGAGCUUGGACUCUUUGAUGAGAACCCUCUCGAACUGCCAGCCCUUCUUCAUUCGAUGCAUCAAACCCAACGAAUACAAAAAGCCCAUGUUGUUCGACAGAAACCUCUGCUGCAGGCAACUACGUUACUCAGGAAUGAUGGAAACAAUCAGAAUUCGACGUGCCGGUUACCCCAUCAGGCACACCUUCCCCGAAUUCGUGGAGCGAUACAGGUUUUUGAUUCACGGCGUUCCACCGGCCCACAAAACCGAUUGUCGAGCGGCCACGUCCAGAAUUUGUUCGAUUGUUUUAGGUAGAUCUGAUUAUCAACUUGGCCAUACUAAAGUGUUCCUCAAAGACGCCCACGAUUUGUUCCUUGAACAAGAACGAGAUCGAGUGCUAACCAAAAAGAUUCUAAUCCUGCAAAGGUGCAUCAGAGGUUGGGUAUACAGACGAAGGUUCCUCAGGUUGAAGGCUGCAACUAUGACCAUACAGAAAUACUGGAAGGGAUACGUCCAAAGACAGAAGUACAAGAGAAUGAGGGUCGGUUACAUGCGAUUACAGGCUUUAAUACGAGCCAGAGUUUUGUCUCACAGAUUCAGACAUCUGAGAGGUCACAUUGUGGGGUUGCAAGCCCAUGCAAGAGGUUAUUUGGUAAGAAGAGAGUACGGUCACAAAAUGUGGGCAAUCAUCAAGAUCCAGUCACACGUAAGAAGGAUGAUUGCUCAAAGGAAAUACAAGAAGAUUAAAUUUGAACACAGGAAGCAUUUGGAAGCCUUGAAACUGAGAAAGAAGGAGGAACGUGAGCUCAAGGAUGCCGGUAACAAGAGGGCUAAAGAAAUAGCUGAACAAAAUUACAGGGAACGUAUGUACGAACUGGAAAGGAAGGAAAUGGAAUUGGAGAGAGAAGAGAAGCGAAGGGUUGAAAUUAAAAAGAACAUCAUCAACGACGCAGCUAGAAAAGCUGAAGAACCCGUUGACGAUUCGAAACUUGUUGAAGCUAUGUUUGAUUUCCUCCCUGACAGCUCUAGUGAAGCCCCAAUGCCUGGUCGUGAAACAUCAGUUUUCAACGAUUUGCCGUCUCAACCAUCAGAACAUGAAAUAAUUAGUCCAAUGCAGACAAUGUCGGAAGACGAUGAGGAUCUGAGUGAGUUCAAGUUCCAGAAAUUCGCCGCCACCUAUUUCCAAGGCAAUGUUGGACAUCAGUACUCGAGGAAAGCUUUGAAACAUCCUUUAUUACCACUACAAACUCAAGGAGAUCAAUUGGCCGCACAAGCUCUUUGGAUAACAAUUCUUCGAUUCACUGGAGACCUUCCAGAACCAAGAUACCACACAAUGGAUAGAGAUAACACCUCCGUCAUGUCCAAAGUGACAGCAACUCUAGGAAGGAAUUUUAUUAGAAGCAAGGAGUUCCAAGAAGCACAAAUGAUGGGUUUAGACCCCGAGUCAUUCUUAAAACAAAAACCCAGGUCGAUCAGAAACAAAUUGGUUUCUUUGACACUAAAACGUAAAAACAAAUUGGGAGAAGACGUACGUCGAAAACUGCAGGACGAAGAGUACACAGCUGACAGUUAUCAGUCUUGGUUGGAGUCACGACCUACGUCCAAUUUGGAGAAGUUACACUUCAUCAUUGGACACGGUAUUUUAAGGGCCGAACUGCGGGAUGAAAUCUACUGUCAAAUCUGCAAACAACUCACCAACAAUCCGUCCAAGUCUUCCCACGCAAGAGGCUGGAUUCUGCUGUCCUUGUGCGUUGGCUGUUUCGCACCUUCCGAAAGAUUCGUCAGCUACUUGAGGGCAUUCAUCAGGGAGGGCCCUCCAGGUUACGCACCGUACUGCGAAGACCGUUUGAAGAGGACCUUCAACAACGGCACCAGAAAUCAACCGCCCAGUUGGUUGGAGCUUCAAGCUACGAAAUCCAAGAAGCCCAUUAUGCUCCCCAUAACGUUCAUGGACGGCAACACCAAGACGUUGCUGGCGGAUUCGGCGACCACCGCCAGAGAAUUGUGCAACCAACUGUCGGACAAAAUCGGUCUGAAGGACCAGUUCGGAUUUUCCUUGUACAUAGCGUUGUUCGACAAGGUGUCGUCGCUGGGCAGCGGCGGCGACCACGUCAUGGACGCGAUAUCCCAAUGCGAACAGUACGCCAAAGAGCAGGGGGCGCAGGAAAGGAACGCGCCCUGGAGGUUGUUCUUCAGGAAGGAGAUAUUCGCUCCCUGGCACGAGCCAACCGAAGAUCAGGUUGCCACCAAUUUGAUCUAUCAGCAGGUCGUGCGAGGCGUGAAGUUCGGAGAGUACCGGUGCGAUAAAGAGGAGGACCUGGCCAUGAUAGCUGCGCAACAGUACUUCAUCGAGUACAACACCGACAUGAACGUGGAGCGACUGUUGACGCUUUUGCCCAACUACAUCCCGGAUUACUGUUUGACCGGUGUGGAUAAAGCUGUGGACAGGUGGGCCGCUUUGGUCGUCCAAGCCUUCAAGAAGAGCUACUACGUCAAGGAGAAGAUUUCGACGUUGAGGGUGAAGGAGGACGUUGUGAGUUAUGCCAAGUUCAAAUGGCCGUUGUUGUUUUCGCGUUUUUACGAGGCGUACAGGAAUUCUGGGCCUAAUCUGCCCAAAAACGAUGUCAUUAUAGCUGUAAACUGGACCGGCGUCUACGUUGUUGAUGACCAGGAACAAGUACUGCUAGAGCUGUCAUUCCCGGAGAUCACCACAGUUUCAAGUCAAAAAACCAACAAAGUUUUCACGCAGACCUUCAGCUUGAGCACGGUGAGAGGUGAAGAGUUCACCUUCCAAAGUCCCAACGCUGAGGACAUUCGAGAUUUGGUCGUCUACUUCUUGGAGGGACUGAAGAAGAGGUCGAAAUUCGUAAUAGCACUGCAGGACUACAAGGCACCGGGAGAGGGAUCCAGUUUCCUCACGUUCCUCAAAGGGGAUCUGAUAAUUUUAGAAGAGGAUAGUACCGGUGAAACUGUUUUGAAUUCUGGCUGGUGUGUGGGGCGUUGCGAAAGGACGACUGAAAAGGGCGACUUCCCUGCUGAGACCGUCUACGUUUUGCCUUGUAUGUCGAAACCUCCAGCUGAUAUCCUUCAAUUAUUCUCCGUAGAAGGAGCAGAACACGGCAGGCGCCUGAGCCAGCAGUACGUAAAUGGCACCGAGACCAGAGACCGACCCUACACCCUCGCCGAAUACGCGAUCGACCAUUUCCGACCGCCAGUGAAACGCACCAUGUCCAAAGCACUGACCCUCUCGUCGGGUCGCAGGAGCGUCGACGACCUGUGGCGACACUCGCGCGACCCCAUCAAACAGCCGCUGCUCAAGAAGCUGCAGAUGAAGGAGGAGCUCGCUGAGGAGGCCUGCUUCGCCUUCAGUGCCAUCCUGAAGUACAUGGGGGAUCUGCCCUCCAAGAGGCCCAGGCUGGGCAACGAGUACACCGAUCACAUCUUCGACGGGCCCCUGAAACACGAGAUCCUGAGGGAUGAGAUUUACUGUCAAAUCAUGAAGCAACUCACCGACAACAGAAACCGCCUGUCGGAAGAAAGGGGGUGGGAACUCAUGUGGUUGGCCACGGGUCUCUUCACGUGCUCACAAAGCCUCCUCAAGGAGCUGACGACGUUCCUGAGAAGUAGAAGACACCCGAUUUCCCAGGAUUCGUUGCAGAGGUUGCAAAAGACGUUGCGCAACGGUCAGAGGAAGUACCCUCCACACCAGGUGGAGGUCGAAGCCAUACAGCACAAGACCACGCAGAUAUUCCACAAGGUAUACUUCCCGGAUGACACCGACGAAGCUUUCGAAGUCGACUCGAGCACAAGGGCCAAAGACUUCUGUCAGAAUAUUAGUCAGAGACUGAGCCUAAGGUCUAGUGAAGGUUUUAGUUUGUUUGUUAAGAUUGCAGACAAAGUUAUUUCGGUACCUGAAGGUGACUUCUUCUUCGACUUCGUGCGUCACCUAACGGACUGGAUUAGAAAGGCGAGACCCACAAGGGACGGCAUAACUCCUCAGUUCUCCUACCAAGUGUUCUUCAUGAAGAAACUGUGGACAAAUACAGUCCCCGGCAAAGAUAGGAACGCAGACUUGAUAUUCCACUUCCACCAAGAGCUUCCCAAGCUAAUAAGAGGGUACCACAAGUGUUCCAAAGAGGAGGCCUCCAAAUUGGCCGCCUUGGUUUACAGGGUCAGGUUUGGGGAGAGCAAACAGGAGCUUCAGGCAAUACCACAAAUGUUGAGGGAAAUGAUACCUGCAGAUUUGAUAAAAAUUCAAAGCGCCAACGAUUGGAAACGCAGCAUUGUGGCUGCCUACAAUCAAGAUGCUGGUAUGAGUCCGGAGGAUGCCAAAAUCACAUUUUUGAAGGUUGUUUAUCGUUGGCCAACGUUUGGGUCUGCCUUCUUCGAAGUGAAACAAACCACUGAUCCCAAUUACCCCGAAAUGCUUCUGAUAGCUAUUAAUAAACAUGGAGUUAGUCUAAUUCAUCCUCAGUCAAAGGAAAUCUUAGUCACACACCCCUUCACCAGGAUAUCGAAUUGGUCGUCGGGCAACACGUAUUUCCACAUGACCAUCGGGAAUUUGGUGCGGGGCUCGAAGCUCCUGUGCGAAACUUCGCUGGGUUAUAAAAUGGACGAUCUUCUGACCUCUUACAUAUCUUUGAUGCUGACGAACAUGAAUAAACAGAGGAGUAUAAGGAUAAAGUGAUAGGAACGGAGUGUAGACAUAUUUUUUUGUAUAGAACUACGUUGUAUUGUAGAGGUUUUUUUAAUCAACCGUUUGAAUCUGAAUUUAAUAUGAUUGAUCCAAGUUUAUGCAUAUACGAGUUGUUAAAUAUUUUCUAUUGAUAUUAUUUUUGUUUGAGAGAUACACCGGAAAUUAUAGAUCUAUUACGCGUAUAUAUACGUGACUUUAUAAUAUUUUUACAAGUGUUAAGGUAUGAGUAUAUUUAUAUAGGUAUUAUUUAUGUUUUUAUGUAAAUAUUAUAUACAUCACAUUUACCAACUGAAUGAGAGAUUGUAAAUAAGUUAUUAAAAUAUAAUAUUUAUAAUAUA
Molecule: messenger RNA, 6991 nt
Organism: Aethina tumida (small hive beetle)
Lineage: Eukaryota; Metazoa; Arthropoda; Insecta; Coleoptera; Nitidulidae
Product: myosin-VIIa
Exons: 13
Coding region: 150-6644 (2164 amino acids)
Cellular component (GO): myosin complex; cytoskeleton
Molecular function (GO): ATP binding; cytoskeletal motor activity; protein binding
Source: RefSeq, a predicted model, not a curated record